UCCUCUUGGGACCUACACAGUCCACAUCCUCUCUCUUUCUUUCUUUUUCUUUCUCUCUCUUGGAGUUGCUUUUUUUCUUUGGUGUAGCUUUUUGGAUGAGAUCCUCCUGUGGAAUUUCCAAGGCGACCCUCUUCUCUAGCCGAAUCUAUCUUUUGCCAUAUAUAUCUUUUGAUUCCAUCUCCACUUAACAAUCAUUUUGUUUUCUUUUGCCACUUUCUUCUUUUGAUUAUCAUUUCUCCCUUUUUGAUCUUCUCAUUCUUCUUUCUACCUUUUCAGUAAUGUCAUGUUUUCUUGGUGCUGGUACUAGAAUUUCAGGAUUAAGUUUGUUGUUUUUUGAGGUGGGUUGAUUGUGGGUACUUAUAAAAUUUUGAGUUAAUAUCAUAUUUGGCUGUUCUGACCUUUCUUUAGUUCAAAGAUUUCAUUUUUACGAAGUGGGUUACUUCUGGGUGCUUGAAAGUUUGUAUCUUGGUCAAUAACCUUUCAUGUGCUUUAGUUGUGUGUUUAUGGUUUUCGAUCAGGAAGAAAUUUGCUUUUCUGAGGUGGGUUGAUCUUCACUGACUUUAAAUUUGGGAAUGCUCCACCAAGUUGCUGCUUUUGCUUUCUGGGUAGGCUCCUUUUUGGUUUUUGAUGAUUGAAUAUUAUUCGAAAUUUCAAUUUUUUUUUAAAGUAGGCUGAUCCUAGACACUAAAAGAAUAGAGUUCGUUUUUUAAUAAGUAACUGAUUUUGCUAUCCGAGUACGCAAGUUUUUUGGUUUUUGGUCAAAGUUAUCCAAAAUGCUUGUGAUUGAUUUUCAGUGAAGGUCUAUCUCCUUUGAAGAAUUUGAGUAUGCUAUUAUACUAGGCAUUUAUUUACAGCGAAUCUUGCCUCAAAAGGAUGGUAAUUGGAUGAAUUUGGUGAAAGUAUAAAUUUCUACCAGUGGAAUUUGUGGUGAAGAAAGAGAAAAAGGAUGAUGAGAGGGACAAAAGAUGAGGAUAAAAUGAUAAGUCCUAUGUUUCCUAGGCUUCAUGUCAAUGAUACAGAGAAAGGAGGGCCAAGGGCACCUCCAAGAAACAAGAUGGCUCUUUAUGAACAACUGGGUAUCCCUUCUCGAAAGGUUAGUUCUGGAUCAGCAUCCAUGUUGCCUCUUCCACCUAACAAUGGCAGUACCUUUGUUCCUAAAAUGUUACCAAGCCAUGUUACAAGUGAUUCAUGUUCACAAGUCAGCGGCAACGAAAGAAGCGUUUUUACUCCAUUUUGUAACUCCCCUGCACCUUCACAUUCUGAGAAGUCUUUUUCUUAUUCCUCUGAUGGAAUUAAGCGAAGCAAUAAGAUGGAAAAUCAAGAAUGGAAGUCCAUGAAUUGUACGAAUGGUCAAAGUUUGAAAACCACAGAGUCUUUGUUAUCUAAUGCUAGCAAUUCAUUUCAGUUGCACAAUUUCUCCCACUUAAAAAACUUCUCAUGGAAGAAGAUUGGAUAUGAAAAUGAUUUUCGAGUUUCUGGCUCUGCCCAGUCAGGAGCAGUUCCGCAUUCUAACAGCAGUCAACACAAUAAAGAUAGAGAAAACCAACCAUGCUGGAACUUGAGCUUUUCAAUGCACUUUCAGAAUGUCUCUGAAAAGCAGAAGAAAGGUCCUGGCAUCAUAGAUUUAAAGGCAACAGAGUCUACAAGGAACCAAACUGAAGAGCAGAGAAAAAUGUCCGAGGCUUGCAAGGAUCUUAGGGAAAGAUAUUCUCCUGUCCCAUCAUUUCAUGAUAAAACUUCAGCAGAUCCAUCAUGUAGCCCAUCGGGAAAAGUUAAAAGACCUGAAUCACUGAAGCGAGCACAUCCAUCGUCAUAUCAGGAUCACAGAAGCAGUUCAGUGGAUUUCUUGAGGAGCUUAAAGGGUUCAAAAGGUCAGUUAGAUCAAGAAUUUGUCACAGUGCAGGAUAAAGCAGUCCAUAAAGAAAAAUCUUGGGAGGAAUAUGCUAUCGGCAAUGAUAAGGAAAAUGCUGCCAAAGUGACAAGCAAGUUAUGUUAUAGGUUACCUCUCAGAGAUGAUAAUAGAAGUUGUAAUGUGAUUGAGAAUAGCAGAAAAAACCAUGAAGACAAGCAAAAUGGGUCUUUGCAAGUAGGAGAUGUUGAAAGGCACAAUGAUGGCUCAGAAACUUCCUUGGUGGACUCCUUAUCUGCUUUGGAAAUAUCGCCUGAUGAUGUUGUAAGAAUAAUAGGCGAGAAACAAUUCUGGAAAGCAAGAAGAAUCAUUGUCAAUCAGCAAAGAGCAUUCACAGUGCAAGUAUCCGAGUUACAUAGGCUCAUAAAGGUACAAAAACUGAUUGCUGGUUCACCGGCACUAUUGCUGAAAGACAAGUUUUAUUUGGGAAAAGCUUUCUUGAAGGCCUCUGAGGCUAAAAAGGUUCCAUCUAAUUAUGCUAUAGAACAACCACCACCAAUUGUUAAACCGAAAGAUGGUUCCCAGAAGCCACACUCUAGCACUGAAUUUGCCGAAGAGAAUGCAGUUGCAAAGCUUUCCCUUUCUGCUGUUAAUAAUGAAGUCAGUAAAGGACUUCAUACAAAUCAAUCAAAUUAUGGAUCUGAUUCAGGAGGGCAUCUGCCAGCUCCUGUUGCUACCAAUUCUGGACCAUCUCCAUGGUGUUUCCCGCCGCCUAGCAAUCAGUGGUUAGUUCCAGUAAUGUCCCCUUCUGAGGGUCUUGUUUACAAGCCAUACACAGGGCCAUGCCCUCCAACUGCCGGAUUUAUGGCACAGGUUUAUGGCAACUGUGCUCCAGUGAGCUUAGAUGGAGAGCAUGGGGACUUCAUCAAUGGAGCUUAUGGUGUCCAAGCUUCUCAUCAAAAUGGGAUUGGAAUCCUUCCCAGCGAUCCUCCUUUAGGUCAGAACUAUUUUCCACCUUAUGGCAUGCCAGUCAUGACUCCCUCCAUUUCAGGUUUAUUAUUUGGGCAGGUGAGCCCAUUCAAUGGACCCCAGUCAAAAGGCAAUCAGUUAUCACUUGGAGACAUGAACUUCACCUUCCCACAACAAAGCUCAUGUCAUAUAUCUAGCUCAAUGAGUCGUGUGAUCUCAUGCUGUGCUGAGAACUUUCAACCAUCAAAGGAAAGUAAGGUACAAGGAAGUACUGCAAGUAGUCCCUCUGAGAGUCUUAAAGGAGAUGCACUCCCGCUUUUUCCUAUAGAACCAACAGCUCAGGCAUCAGAUCAAAAUGGUCAAACUGAUGCACAAUGGACGCGUGUGAUUAAGGUUGUGCCUCACAACGCUAGAUCAGCAACUGAAUCAGCAGCUCGCAUUUUUCGGUUUAUACAAGAAGAAAGAAAACAAUAUGAUUAAAUAUAUGAGAAUUAUAUCUCCUAAGACAUACUGGUGGAAGUCACACCGAUCUUGUUAGUCUUAUCAAAUGUACUAUUUGUAUAAUUCUGUUAUACAUAUUAAGAGCAUGUAAAUACAUUUGUUUAAUGAAAAAUAGUACUCUAAACCAUCUGCAUGUGAA
Ricinus communis (castor bean) is the source of this 3458-nucleotide messenger RNA. RefSeq names its product protein HEADING DATE 3B. Lineage: Eukaryota; Viridiplantae; Streptophyta; Magnoliopsida; Malpighiales; Euphorbiaceae. The transcript has 4 exons. The coding region runs from base 947 to 3298 and encodes 783 amino acids. Gene Ontology annotation, biological process: regulation of photoperiodism, flowering. The record is from RefSeq and is a predicted model, not a curated record.